AGAUCAAACCGGACGUACGAGAUUGACAAACGGAAGUAAAUAGUCGUGUGAAAAAAGCUAAUCAGAAAUGAAAAGAAGGCUGUGAAAACACCGGGUUCACUCCGCAGGAACAUUAACGUGAACGGACACGUUAAUGUUCGGCGUCACUUCACUGUCAGAGUGGGUUCAGUCAUUUAAUCCAGAAAACAUCGAGGGCAACUGGACGAACCCAACUUCACAGAGGGGUCGAUAUUAAAUGUCCGUGACGAUGGAGUCCAGUCAGAGAUCACGGCUGUCGGAGCUGGUGGAGGAGCUGACCACGUCUGGACAGCCGCAACUCAACCAGGCCAAGAUCAAGGAAGUGAAAAAGAUCUGCAGAACAUCCAAUGACUGCGUGGAGCACCUCUACCACUUGGUGAUGACGCAGCUGAACGAGGAGCACAGCGAGGUCCGACUGUCGGCCUUCCAGAUCGCCACGGAGCUUUUCUCCAGGUCGCACCACUUUAGGAUGCUGUUAGUGGAAAACUUCCAGGAGUUCUUGGAGCUGACCGUAGAAACAGACUCAGACCAACCGCUGCCCCCUCCUAAAGAAGUGGCCAAGAAACUGAGGUCACAGGCGAUCCAGACGGUCCAGACCUGGCAGUCCACUUAUGGAGCAGCCUAUAAAAAGCUGGCUCUGGGUUAUCACUUCCUGAAGCAGGUGAAGAAGGUGGACUUCCAGGACGCUGAGGCCCGCACUGUAGCAGAGAGGAGGAGGGAGGAGGAGAGGCGAAGGAGACUGGAGAGGCUGUACAAAGACAAGGUGGAGGCAGCGACCAAAGACAUGGACGAAUCCUUCCCAGAAAUCCAGGCCACGCUGACGCAGAUGGAGUCCUGCAUGGACCUUCUGUUUCCUCAGUUUGAACUUCCAAACAUCCAGUCUGUCAGCAGCAGCCCUUCAAACCGCCAACCAGUCAACAAACGGCCCCGCCACGAGGAACCGCCCCACCACGAGGAACCGCCCCGCCACGAAGAACCGCCCCACUGCAGCACAGAUGUUGGCCAAUGUUACAGCAAAGACAAAAAUAGGAAGGAGAGCCGUGAGGAGAGGAGGACGAAGGACGUUAGGGUGAAGGAAACAAGUGAAGGUGACAAAGAGGAAGGAGACGAAGGGGAGACUGAGAGGAAACAAGAAACAGAUGAGAGAGAGGAGAAGGAGGAAGAUGAAGAGAGUGAUGAAGAGGAAGGAGAAGAGGAUUGUGAUGAAGAAGACUUCUUCAUGAGAAGCUCUGGACUCAUUUCUUACUCCUACAGUCUGGACCUGAACCUCAGUCCUGGUUUACAUGUGGAAGAAACGGAGGACAACGAGGCCGUUGUUUCCACGGUGAUGGACCUCCACAGACUGAUCACCACCAAAUAUCUUCCAGCUGUUCAGGGCUGGGUGCAGGUCUUCACUAAGGCCGGUGCAGAGCAGCAGCUGUUGAGGAGAGCGCUGGAUGUGAAGCGGUCGUUAGAAGCUGCCCUGCAGAAAGAACAGGAGCUGAACAUCCACUCCAAGACCAGAAUCCGUAGAGUGAUGAAGUCAGUGAACGGAGAGAGCAGAGUGGACGAUGAAGAUGAUGAAGAUGAUGAUGAUGAUAACUUUGAUGAGGUCCCAGAGAAAGAGGGGUAUGAGCCUCACAUCCCAGAACAUCUGAGGGCAGAAUAUGGUUUGGAGCCCACUCCGUCCACGUCCACAGCCCCCGUACCUCCUCUCUCCUCCUCCUCCUCCUCCUCCUCCUCUUCAAGACAAUUACAAAAACUGAAAGACGAGGAGCAGGAUCCAACGUGUGCCGCUGCCACGCUGCGACUCCUCAGACAGAACCUCCCCCUGUCCACAGAGCCCAGCACCAGCAGCUCAUCACAGAAGACGUCCGUCCACGCUCCUGUGGUUCCAUUUGGUUUGGAUCUGUACUACUGGGGCCAGAAGCAGCCCAAUGCUGGCAAGAUCAUCAAAGCGGCCUCUCAGCAUCAGUUCUGGGUUCCCACUGAGGUGGAGGAGGAGGUGGAGAACCAGCAGCUGCUGGCAGAGAGCAGGAGCAGAGUCAUCUCUUUCCCGGGAAGCUUCCCUCCUGUCAGUCACCACUGUGGGGCUCCACUGCCCCCUGGGGGCGUGUGUCAGAGACAGGACCGACUCAAGUGUCCUUUCCACGGACCAAUCAUUCCUCGGGAUAAGGAGGGUCGGCCACUCAGACAGGAGGACCGACGGAGGGAGGAGCAGGAGGAGAGGAGGAAGAAGGAGCAGCAGCCUGACUGGCGUGAUGAAGAGCUGAUGCGUGACAUUGAAGCGGCCACUGGGGAAAACCUGGGCUCCGACCGCGUCCGUAGAAAAGGGAAAGGGAAGAAGAAAAAGUUUCCAAACCUCAGUGAUCUGAAGCAGAGCUCCGACACGUCUCGUUCCCGCCUCCAGAGAAAAGUCUUCAACAAGAGCUCCAUGCGCAGAGUGGCUGAGGUGAUGAAGACGGCCGACAGCAGGAAACACGACAAGUUCUCCAACCAGUUCAACUACGCCCUCAACUGAGUCCAACAACAACAACAACAACAACAACAACAACGUCAGCCUCCGACUGAGUCACUCCAGCCUCAGUGUCCUGUUUAUUUUCACCACUGGGGGCAGCCAUUGGAAUUUUUAUAUCAAUCCACACCUGAGUUCAGUUUGGAGAUAGAACCCACUGGGUCCAAUAGCCCAGGAUUGGUGGUAGGGGAGCUGUACGGUACGGUACGGUACGGUACGGUAGAGUUUGACCCGUUACACAGUGUGGGUUAGGGUUUGUGUGUGGGUGGAGUCAGUGUUCAAGGAUCUGUCAAUCAAAGUCUGAGAAAUAAAAAGUCACCCACAUAAAA
Cynoglossus semilaevis (tongue sole) is the source of this 2841-nucleotide messenger RNA. It is a transcript of the gene uvssa, whose product is annotated as UV-stimulated scaffold protein A. NCBI's taxonomy places the organism in Eukaryota, Metazoa, Chordata, Actinopteri, Pleuronectiformes, Cynoglossidae. The transcript is spliced from 15 exons. Bases 236 to 2518 code for a protein of 760 amino acids. Gene Ontology annotation, molecular function: RNA polymerase II complex binding. Gene Ontology annotation, biological process: response to UV; transcription-coupled nucleotide-excision repair. Gene Ontology annotation, cellular component: chromosome. The record is from RefSeq and is a predicted model, not a curated record.